UAAAUUUACACCUUCAAAUGGUAUAAUAGAGGGUCAAGGCUUUGGCUUUAGGCCAUAUGGUUUUGAGUUUGAUUCUUCUGCUCUGUCUGAAUUAUUUGCUUUAAAAAACUUGAGUUUUCCAGGCAUGCAAGUGCCUCAGAUAAGUUGGCGCUUUUGAAGACCCGAAUCACAGAAAUAAGUGGAUAGUAGUUGUCAUGAUUACCAAUUAUUUGCUACCUGGAGCUAUUUUUCAAUAAUUAUGUAUCAGGGCACUGGGUGAGAUGUUAGACAAUUAAGCGAUCUAGCGAUUUCACAUGUAUCAUGUAAAUGGAAGUUGUAAAGCGUCCUUGUUCAUCUAGCUCAAGAUUGUGAGCAAAGCUUCUAAUAACUGACCCAACCCUGAGUAAGUAUAAUCACUCUAUUGUCAAAUUACAUAUUCUAGAACUUUUUGUUAAUUAUUCGGCAAAUAAGCUAAAACUAACUUAAGACUUCUUGAAAAGAAAUAUUGCCCGAGCUGAUCUAGUGAAUGACAGCUCUUUUAAAAGGAGUUGAGCCAAUGAAAUAACUGCCAUCUUGGCAUUAGUAUCUGGAAUCUGGUAAAGGACACUAUCUAGAGGGAGCCUAGUUAGGAUGCGGAUGUUUCAUUUGUCAAUUGCAUCUUAAUAUGUAUUUAUUUACUAAGAGUCAUGCAGUAUCGAGCAAGGUAAUAUUGUAGAACAAUAUGAUAAACCCUGCUGAAUACAAUUUUGUUUGUUUUCUUAGCUGCAUUCUCACGGUGUAAUAUGUUGUCUGGUCUUCGUUAGUUUUGAGUUUCUUGCAUUGCUAGCUUCAGAUCAUUGGGUUUCGUCUAGACUAUGUAAAUAAACAGCAUAGACUUUGAAUUUUUGUUGUUCUUAGCAAUAUGCGUGUAUUUGGGUGACUCCUGUAAUUGAUUUUCUGAUGGUAACUUCAUUAAUUUUGCAGUACCAUUCUAUGAGAAAUGUGCUCUUUAUGGCCAUGACAGAAUUCAAAGAGCUUUCCGAAACUCCAGAUUGGGACUUCAUAAGGGAAAAGAGAGGUCAGAUUGCCUUUCUGUUUGGCAUUGAUGAUCACUGGGGUCCCUUGCAUCUCUUCGAGGAGAUAUCCAAACAAGUCCCAGAUGCUGUUCUCGCGGUUGAACGUCAGGGCCAUUCUCACACUUUCUCUUGCACAGAGGCUGGCUCAUUAUGGGUUGCUCAGCAUGUUGCAAGCUUGAUAAAGAAUCACAUGUUGAAGUCUAUUUGCAGGUGAAGGCGUAAAAGUUCUGCCUCCAGUUGCACAUGAAAAAAAGGGUUUUGGAUCAUCUGGAUGGCAUGAAAACAAAAGGUGUGCACGUAGCCGGCUCUAAACAAAGGCUGAAAUAUCAUCAAGUAGAUGGUUUUACCAUUCUAAGCUUUCACCUUGUCUCUGAAGCGUCCUCACGAGGCUCCUUUUCUGCUUUAGGCUUCAUUUGGGAGCAAUGAUGGAGUCAAGGGGGCAGAGGGGCCCCCUAAGUUUUGAGAAUUUUAAUUCAUAAUAUAUAAAUAUGUGUGUAAAAUAAAAUUGGUCCCCCC
Messenger RNA from Coffea arabica (coffee), 1550 nucleotides. The record is from RefSeq and is a predicted model, not a curated record. NCBI's taxonomy places the organism in Eukaryota, Viridiplantae, Streptophyta, Magnoliopsida, Gentianales, Rubiaceae.